Messenger RNA from Linum trigynum, 2803 nucleotides. Lineage: Eukaryota; Viridiplantae; Streptophyta; Magnoliopsida; Malpighiales; Linaceae. The record is from the annotation of a GenBank genome assembly.
GUCUACCCAAAUUCUCAAACUUAAGUGAUACCCGAGGUAUUUUACCCAUAUCUUCGUCAAGAAAAAAAGUUCGGUUGUUACACUAAUUUUACCACAAAGGUUAUUUUCCCCCGUAAAAACUGAAAAAAAAAGAGUAAAUUAAUUUUGAACGCGAGCUGGGCUACACGUAAGGUACGACCUGAAACAGGUCUGACGAGACCUGACCUGAGAGAGGAAAUGUGACUGUGUGAGCCCACCACCAUCCUUACGAGAAAAAAAGCCAAACACCAUUUUUUUUCUUCCUUUUUACUUUCUGCAUUCCCCAUUUCCACUUCCCUUUCCCUUUUAUCAAGGACCAGAACCAGCUGCUGUACUACUUAUUAGCUUCAGGGAGAAAGAAAGAAAAAAAACCCAGAAAAACGAAACCAAAAAGAACCAAGCUUUCACCCCCUUUGCUUCCAUGGAUGCAGCGGAAGAACCCAUCUCCCCUACUCCUUCCGAUCAGCUUCCCCUCAACGAGCACAUCGCCAUGUAUCCCCACUUCAAGGUUCAUAGAAGGAAGUCGCGUGGCUCCAGGACGAAGCCUAGCCAGAUCCACCACCAUCUUCAAUCUCCUGAGCAACCUGACUCCAACUCUCAACUCGUUGUGUAUGACAAUUCACCCGACUCUAAAAGACAAAAGAGAGCGGCUGUACAUGACUUCUACGAUGGUGCUGAGGCGAAGUCAUCUUCUGCGCUGGAGCGUGCAGAACAGUUUCGAGCAAAUCUACCUGCUGAUAACCCUAGCUUUGCUAAGACGUUAGUCCGUUCCAAUGUCACUGUUGGAUUCUGGAUGCAUCUUCCAAUGCGGUUUUGCAAAUCUUACCUCCCAAAGUCUGAUACAACUGUUCUCGUCGAAAAUGAAAUUGGAGCAGAAUAUGUAAUCAAUUACAUUGCGGACAGGACAGCUUUGAGUGGUGGAUGGAAGGCCUUCUGUGCUGCACACGAGCUGAUUGAGGGCGAUGUUCUCAUCUUCCAGUUGGUCAAACCCCUAAGGUUUAAGGUGUAUGUAGUGAGAGGAAAUGAUUCUUCUCCCAAGCCCAACAACGAUCUUCACAUCCAACCUACAGAGCCUAGUGAAAAGCGAAUGAUUUCUGCAAGAGAACCAGUUAAGCUGCCGGGAACCCAAGACAGUACUAAAAGUGCCCUUUCGAGGCAGGACAAUAGCAACAACGAUGAACAAGAAAAGCGUCUCGUAGCAAUAGAUUCAACAACCAACGCCAAUUUUCAAGAGCACUCUGAAAACAGCUCCGGAAACAUGGAUAUCGUCACAUGUUCUUCAGAACCCACCGACUCUCAUGACAUAAUCGACUUCUCAGGUGGCAUCCAAGAGUUCAGUGUGGUGGUCAAUGGCACCGAGAUUGAUUCGGAGCUCUCGGACCACCACCGGCAAAAAUACUAUGAAUUAUGCUGCUCCCAGAGAAAAUUUCUGCACGGGAACCUCCUUGACAGCAUCAACUGCAAGCUGGCUGCUGAGCUCAUAAUCGGAACAGUCGAUAUAGCUGAGUCCAUCAGGUCGUCCACACUGUCGAGCUCUCGCAGGGAGUAUGCCGUCUGGGAGAAGAACCUGAAAGGGUUUCAGCUGCUGGGGAUGAACGUCGGGUUCCUGUGCAACAGACUGGACAAGCUGAUGAAGCUCGCACUGGAGUCGGAAAAGGCCGUGGAGUCUGAGAGGCGGGAAGUGAAACUGAGGCAGGAACGUGUGAGUGAGGAGAUGGAGUGCCUGGAAAUGAAACUCAAGGAGUUGAGACAGGCCAGGAAGAGGAUCGACGAAGAGAUCGAGACUCUGAAAGUGACUGCGGAGAGGCAUGAAGUCAUGUUUCAGGAAGUUGUGAAUGCUCCAUGGUGAAAGGAGUUCUGUAAUGUACUGUACUGUAAUGUAAUGUCUGCGGCCUGCCGUUAGAGGCAACAGUGUACUGUAACAUUUGAAUGUCUGUAAUGUAACAUGCUGUAGUUGUAGGCCUGUAGGUUGUAUUUCAAUGUAUGGUGUUGUAUUAUCCUUAAUCUGAUUGAAAGUUUGUAGCUUUAUGAAUCUUUGCCACCAUGAUUCGAGUCUAGUGAUAUUCGUGCCAUGGACAGUUUGUUUUCUGAUGUCAAGAGACUGGCUCUCAGAGUCAGAGAGGGCUUCCCAAACGCUACUGCAAUUCUUUUUUUGUCCCGAUCAACUUCAGCCAACAUAGAGUAAUGUCGCUACUGCAAUUCUUUCAACGCAACUCAUCUCUCAUAUUCGACAUUGAUAUGUUGGAUACGACAAUGAUGAUUUGAAGCGAUGAUCUGAACUUGCAAAAGUAAUUUACUAUCCUGUAAGAGAAAGUCGAAUCAUUGUUAGUAUCCCAUGCACUUAGAUUCUACCUCUAAUAAAUUUAGUAAUAAUUUUCCAUCCGUAACGGGUAAAUUGACUUCCUAAUUAAGUCACUGAUUUAACUAUUUACCAAUUAUGUCUCAACAACGAACCAAUGUUUUCGCAUGUAGUCAGCAAUGAUGGUUCAUGAUGCCGCUCUUCUCGUCGUCACGAUCCGGGGUUCGAAGUUUGCCUGUAAUAGCACUCCAUCUCUCGACUCACAAAACCCUAGUUGUGUCGAGCCAUCGACCUCAGAACUUGUUUAACCCAUCCGCGGCAUUAACUAAGUGGCAACCAUAGGUAACGGAUCAUGAUCAAUAACAAAAAAUGUUUAGCAUUGGAGUAAACUGCACCUCCAUUUUUACCGCUGGUUGAUCAUCGUGGGAAGAAGAGUUAGACACGAUUCACUGUACAGCUUACAGCUAAUCAACAUCGUGGGAAGAA